AUGGCAUCCUCUUCCUCUUCUUCUCCCGCCUCUUGGCAAUGCAGGUAUGAUGUUUUCUUGAGUUUCAGAGGUGAAGACACUCGUCAAAACUUUACAAGUCAUCUCUAUGCUGCUUUGUGUCGAAAAGCCAUUGAGACUUUCAUAGAUAAGGAACUUAGAAGAGGGGAGGAGAUCAGUCCAGCCCUUUUGGAAGCAAUUGAGAAUUCAAAGGCUGCAGUUAUCAUUUUCUCUAAGAACUAUGCAUCCUCCCCAUGGUGCUUAGAUGAGCUUGUUAAGAUCGUCCAAUGCCAUGAACUCCAUGGGCAAAGAGUCAUCCCAGUAUUCUACCAUGUCAAUCCAUCAGAUGUGUUGGAGCAGACGGGGGUUUUUGAGGAAGCUUUUGCUGAACAUGAGAUAAGUUUCAAGGAAAAGUCACUGAGGUGGAAGGCUGCCAUGACAAAAGCAGCCAAUUUAGCAGGGUGGGAUUCACAGGUUGUUAGACCGGAGUCCAGACUUGUUGAUGAUAUUGUCAAAGACAUUUUGAGCAAAUUGAAAGAAGCAUCAGCAAGUGGUUUAGAGGAACAGGUUGGACUAGAUUCACGCAUUGAUCAAGUUAAAGGGUUGUUAUCUAUUGGAGGGUUAGAUGGAACUGAAGCAAUUGAAGGCAUAUUCCUGGACAUGUCUAAAAUAACAGAGGCACACCUAAAUCCGAAUGCUUUUGCCAGGAUGUCUAAUCUUAAAUUCCUCAAAUUCUAUAUGCCUAAUUGUGGAAUCUUUGAAGAAGAUAAUCAUAAUAAGUUGCAGCUUUCUGAAGGGCUCAAAUCUCUUCCUAAUGAGCUCCGAUAUCUAUAUUGGCAUGGAUACCCAUUGAAAUCUUUUCCAGUCAAUUUCCACCCGAUGAACCUUGUUGAGCUCAUAUUGCCUUAUAGCAAUCUUAAACGACUUUGGAAAACAUCCAUGGAUCUUGGAAAGUUGAAGAAGAUAGACCUGAGUCAUUCCCAGCAUCUUAUGGAAUUUCCAUGCCCAUCGCAGGCCCCGAAUCUUGUUGGUAUAAUUCUUACAGGCUGUACCAGUUUGCCAAAGAAGGUCCCUCCAUCUAUAAGCCGUUUCAGCAAGCUUACUUCCAUAAAUCUGAUGGAUUGCAAAAAUAUCAGGAGCUUUCCAAGUACUGUUGAUUUGGAAUUUCUUGAUACAGUUGUUCUUGCUGGCUGCUCAAAACUUGCGAGGUUUCCUGAGUUUUCAAGGAGCAUAAGACACAUAAAUCUAGAUAGAGCAGCAAUAAAAGAAGUGCCCUUGUCGGUAGGGUGCCUUGACAGACUUUGUGAAUUGCAUGUCACAAAUUGCACCAAGCUUGAGAGUCUUCCAAGCAGCAUUUGCAAGUUAAAAUCUCUUGGAAUUAUUAAUCUAUCUGGCUGCUCGAAAUUAAAGAAAUUCCCUGAGAUAUUCGAAAACAUGGAUGAUCUAUGGGAACUUGUGUUGGAUGGAACAGCCAUUGAAGUGCUACCGUCGUCAAUCGAGCAUCUAAAGAGGCUUUCUUCAUUACAUCUGAAUGUAUGCAAAAAUCUUGCUGGUCUUCCAGAAAGCUUGUGGAACUUGACAGAACUUUACGACCUUCAUCUAUCCGGCUGCUCAAAACUUGAAAAGCUUCCAAGAAAUCUUAAGAAUUUGAAACAUUUAGGGGAGCUCAAAGCAGGUCGAUGUGAUCGGUUGCUAAUUCCUGCUGACUUAACCUCUUUGUCCUCUUUACGCUCUCUAGAUCUGAGUUGCAACAAAUUUGAGAGAAUGCCUACUGCCAUCAACCAACUUUUGGAAUUGACAUUUCUUGACAUCAGUCAAUGUGAGAGGCUUAAAUCAUUGCCAGAGCUUCCUCCACAUCUAAAAGUUAUAAAAGCAUUUGACUGCAUAUCGUUGGAAACAAUAUCAAGUCUUACAGAACUCUGCCCGGUGGAAUUCAAGAAUUUUUUCUCAAAUUCAAAUUUCAUGUUCACUAAUUGCUUGAAAUUGGAUCAAAAUGCACUGAAUGAUAUCGUGUCACAUGCUCAGCAAAAACUUAGGAUUUUCAGCAUGGGAGCGGAGUGUUAUAAUGAGCUUAAUCUUGAAAGACCUUCUGUUAGAAUUUGCUAUGCUGGAAGUGAAAUACCAGAGUGGUUCCCAUUUCAAAGUGUAGGAUCUUCAAUAACAGUCCAUCUGCCACCAUGUGGACAAAAUGGUAGGUUCUUGGGAUUUGCUUCAUGCAAUGUUGUUGAGUUCCAGAAUUCUCAUUGUGGGAGUGGGUUCUCUUGUCAGUUUGAAGCUCAGUUUCAUACCAAAAAUGAUUCUGGCCGAAGCUCGCUACCCCGUAUGUUCUCGUCAUUUUAUAUUCCCAUGGGAGAUUUGGAGGAAUGCAGAUCUGUUCGGUCCGAGCACGUGCUACUAUGGUAUGAGGGUAAAUUUUUUGAUUUUGAUUGGUGCACUAAAAUCGGGCUCGAUCUCGGAGAACAUUGGUACAACGAGGCCACACUUGAAUUCCGUGCUACCCUGCCUCGUUGUUAUUGCAACAUUGAGUGUUGUAAGGUGAAGAAGUGUGGAGUCCUGUUACUAUACGCUGAAGAGGAAGUGACAACAAGUACUGACUGA
This is a messenger RNA of Dovyalis caffra, 2595 nucleotides long. The record is from the annotation of a GenBank genome assembly. Lineage: Eukaryota; Viridiplantae; Streptophyta; Magnoliopsida; Malpighiales; Salicaceae.